ACUGUGAGGCAUGACUCCAGCUAAAGAAAAAAUGCAAAGAAAAAGAAAAUCAACAGUAGUUAAAUAAAUCAGGGCUGUUUGCUGUCCCAUUAGUACCUGCAUAUAUGCAGGUUAACUAGCUAACUCAAGUUUGUAUACUAACUUGUUAGCUAGUUAGCUAGUUAACCAGCGGUUUAGCUUGAACAUCAGCUAAAGAGAGAAUUGCACGUUAACUCCAACGCUAGCAGGCUAUUUUAGCAUAAAAUUAUUCCUCCAGCAGAGGUUCUUUAAGCUGGUACCGACAGCUCAAUACUUAAAAGACGCAGUGAUAAGAGGAGCAAAUAAAUCACAACAUGCUGCCUGACAAAGAUGGACCAGGCGUUGGAGGCGGACAGAGCUGUCCUGCGGGAGAAGACCCCUCUGUGACUCUGUUUAGAGACUACCUGCGUCUCAAAUCUGUCCACCCAGAGCCUGACUAUGAUGCUGCUCUUCGGUUCCUGGACAGAAUGGCGGAGGAGCUCGAGCUGCCCAUAAAAAAGAUUGAGGUUUGCCCAGGCAGAGUUGUGUCGAUCAUGACAUGGGAAGGGACGAACCCGGGCUUGAAAUCCAUCUUACUGAAUUCCCACACAGAUGUUGUACCUGUUUUUCAGGAACAUUGGAAAUACGAUGCUUUCAGUGCUUUCAAAGAUGCAGAGGGCAACAUUUAUGCCCGUGGAUCACAGGACAUGAAAUGUGUAACUAUACAGUACAUCCAGGCAGUCAGAAGGCUGAAGGCAGAGGGACAGAAACUGAUGCGCACUGUCCAUUUAAUGUUUGUCCCUGAUGAAGAAGUUGGAGGUCACAAGGGAAUGGAAACAUUUGUGAAGCAUCCAGAGUUCCAAAAAUUAAACAUUGGCUUUGCCCUUGAUGAAGGUCUGGCUAACCCUGGCGAGGCGUUCACUGUGUUUUAUGGAGAAAGGAACCCCUGGUGGAUCACAGUCCACUGCCCAGGUAGUCCAGGCCACGGGUCUAGGUUUGUGGAGAACACAGCUGCUGAGAAGCUGCGCCAAGUCAUAAACUCAUUCCUGGACUUCAGAGAGAAGGAGAAACACAGGCUGAAUACCAGUGAGUGUUUCACGCUGGGUGAUGUCACUACAGUGAAUAUGACCAUGGUCAAAGGCGGCGUGGCCUACAACGUCAUCCCGGCUGAAAUGGACGUCAGCUUUGACCUAAGAAUACCACCUACUGUAAAUCUACAGGAGUUUGAAAGACAGAUCAAACAGUGGUGCAAGGAAGCAGGAGAAGAUGUCACUUAUGAAUUUGCUCAGAAACAUAUGAACCAAAAUGUCACAUCGACAGAGGAGAGUGAUCCUUGGUGGAGCACCUUCAGUGCAGUCUGCAAGGCAAUGAAUAUGACUUUGGAAAAAGAGAUAUUUCCAGCUGCUACAGAUAGCCGUUUUAUCCGAGCGGUGGGAAUCCCUGCUAUCGGCUUUUCCCCAAUGAACCGAACGCCGAUCCUGCUGCACGAUCACAACGAGUAUCUGAAUGAGCAAGUCUUCCUGAAAGGCAUCAUCGUGUAUGAGAGGCUCAUCCCAGCCCUCGCCAGCGUUCCUGCCUUUUCUGAUGAGGCUUAGACACGCCCUCAUUUGUAAUCCUCUCUAAAACACAUUUCACUGAAGAUCUGAAUAUUUAACUUGAAAAAUUUGCAGAGAUUACCAAAGAAUAAUAAUAUCAUUAAGCCAAACUGAGCACUUAGCCUUUGGUGUUAUUGAUUUAUUUUCUUUCUUUUUUUUUUAAUUAUUCUCAGGAUAUAGGUGCAGUAAGCUUUGCAUUACUCAGUAUUGCAACAGUUUUUUAACAUGUCAUUGUUGACUGACUGUACCUGUGUGUAUGCAGUCUUAAAGAAAUAUCAUGUGUUGUGUAAACCAUGUUUUACAUUAGAAAGCAUCAACUGACUAAAAUGUGAAGAUGACUUUGAUUGAUAAACUCUUGUAUUAAGCAUCAGUUAAUUGCCACUUUUUAAAUUUAGCUUGAUUUUAAAAUUAUGAUUCCAGAGAUGGAAUUUUAUUUAAUAAACUAGAAUUUAAUAAAUAUAUUUGUUCAUUA
Messenger RNA from Toxotes jaculatrix (banded archerfish), 2064 nucleotides. RefSeq names its product aminoacylase-1-like. Lineage: Eukaryota; Metazoa; Chordata; Actinopteri; Toxotidae. Bases 333 to 1592 code for a protein of 419 amino acids. Gene Ontology annotation, cellular component: cytoplasm. The transcript is spliced from 16 exons. Gene Ontology annotation, biological process: amino acid metabolic process. Gene Ontology annotation, molecular function: aminoacylase activity. The record is from RefSeq and is a predicted model, not a curated record.